Astyanax mexicanus (Mexican tetra) is the source of this 4997-nucleotide messenger RNA. It is a transcript of the gene fam110c, whose product is annotated as family with sequence similarity 110 member C. NCBI's taxonomy places the organism in Eukaryota, Metazoa, Chordata, Actinopteri, Characiformes, Acestrorhamphidae. The record is from RefSeq and is a predicted model, not a curated record. The transcript has a single exon. The coding region runs from base 457 to 2175 and encodes 572 amino acids.
UAAACUGUAGUUAUUCAGGUUCAUUUGUAGUGUCUCGUAUGUUCUAAUGACAAAUUUACGAGGUUCUUAGGGAGACACAUCUACCGGGAAUUUCAUUGCCAGAGGCAAAUAAUAAAACGUUCACGUUGUUGAUGUUUGGUUUCCUGAGGGUGAGGAACUCCACCACGUGCUAAGCUUUCUUUUCUGCCUGCAUUAGCUGAAGGUGUGGGAGGAGUUGUGAGGUGUGUGAGGUGAAAGGUAAGAGCGCAGGUGUGGUAUUCAGCAGUGAGUGUGUGUGUGUGUGCUCAGAGUUACAACAUGCUGUAACAGGCCGGCCUCUCCCAUUAGGAUCACCAGCCGUUUUUCAGUUCUGCAGGGUAGAGCUCUCAGAGCCGGACGCUCCUUCUAAAAACUGCUCUGUUAAACUUUUUACACCUGAUUUCUGUAAAGUUUUUCUUGCUACAAAAGCUGCUGAAGAUGUUGGACACCUCCCGUAUCCUGCAGAAGGGCCCCGAGUACCUGAGGAAGCAGAUGGAGAGGGAGCGCGAGGCCCCAGGGCGCAGCGCCGCCGAGCGGUUGGCCGCAACCAAACCCGAGUACAUCCGAAACCAGCAACCGCCAGCCUCAGAGACCUCGGAGAUGUCAGAGACCGGUAGCAGCAUGUGCUCCUCAGAUCAGAGUGAAGAGACUCCGACUCCCAGCAGCCCGGCUAACAACGAUGAAGAUGUGGACGAAAGCUCGCCUCAUGAGGUGAACGUGGUGAAGAGAAACAGCAGCAAGAAGCGUCCAGACUCCCUUUUACUUUACCGACAGAAGGGGGAGCUCCAGAGAGGUGCGUCGGACGGAUACGGUAAGAAACCAAACAAACGGACGUUGCUUUUGUCACGAAGAGACAAAACCAUUCCGUUUUCCCGGCAACAGUUAGACGAGUCUGAAUAUGAAGCUAGCAGUGGUCAACGGCUAGCCAAUGAGACCAACCAGGGCUGCGAGGAUGUUGCUAGGAAACCAGCAACAGUGGUUACGAACAUUCAAGAGGAUGUUGCUAGGAAACCAACAACAGUGGUUACGACCAAUCGUGAGGAUGUUCCUAGAAAACCAACAACAGUGGUUACGAACAUUCCAGAAAAUAUUUCCAGGAAACCAACAACAGUGGUUACGAACAUUCCAGAGGACGUUUCCAGGAAACCAACAACAGUGGUUACGAACAAUCGUGAGGAUGUUGCUAGGAAACUGACAACAGCUGCUGCUUCUGAUCAUGAGGACGCUGCAAGGAAACUGACAACAGUGGUUACGAACAUUCCAGAGGAUGUUUCCAAGAAACCAACAACAGUGGUUAUGAACAUUCCAGAGGAUGUUUCCAGGAAACCAACAACAGUGGUUACGAACAAUCGUGAGGAUGUUGCUAGGAAACUGACAACAGCUGCUGCUUCUGAUCGUGAGGACGCUGCAAGGAAACUGACAACAGUGGUUACGAACAAUCACAUGGAUGUUGCUAGGAAACCAGCAAUAACAGUACUUACAAACAUCCCAGAGGAUGUUUCCAGGAAACCAACAACAGUGGUUACUAACAAUCGAGAGGAUGUUGCUGCUGCUACUACCACUAAUCGUGAGGACACUGCCAAGAAAGUGACCACGGUGGUUAGGAGCAAUCGUGUGGAUGCUACUAGGAAACCAAUAAAAGUACUCAAGAACAACCGAGAGGAUGUUUCUGUUGCUAGGAAACCAAUGACUGUAGUUACGAAUAAUCGAGAGGAUGUUGCCAACAGAAGUGACGUAGAUGAUGUCACUAGCAGUAGUGAGCGUCGCAGGAACAGGGUUUCACGCUCGCACUCCGACAUCAGCUCACGCUACUCCAGAAGCUUCGCCGCUGAUUUCGACACUUUUUUCACGUACUGCGGCCUCGACGAUGACGUGGUUGAGUCGGUAGGGCGGGAGAAUUUCUGCACCUGUUCGGAGUCAGUGGAGGAGGUGUUUACAGGCUCUGGUAAAGUCAGGAGCGUGAGUAUGGCCAUCUCGGACGAUGGCUUUUCUCAGACGGGCAGUGUCCACAGUGACGGGCUUCUGGAGGACGAGCUACCGGACAAGAAAUCGGGACAAGGUACUUCGGUAAUCGAGCGCAACGCUCGGAUUAUUAAGUGGCUGUACAGCUGCAGGAACGCUGCACAGUCCGGUAAAACACUGCGAGAUCUGGUGUAGUGAUACGUGCUGAAGGACUGGAGGAAAAUAUACCAAAGAAAAUAUACCAAACAAUAGUAUUGGCUUAUGUUAGUUGUGUUUAAUGUUUAAAGUUUAAUGGUCAUGUGUAAUUGCCUGCGUCUCAAAUCAACCGAUAGUUCCUACAUAGUGAAUAACUAUCCACCUGUGUAUACUGUAAGUUACUGUAAGCUUUUUUAAUCCUCUUGUUAUGUUCAUUUGUCAGGAACAGCAAUGGGUCCAAGCAAAAAAAAAUCAUUCUGAAAAAAAAAAAAAUUUUAACUAUUUUUUUUUAUCUUAAAACUUUAAAACAGGUCAAUUUGACCCGUAACAUAACAGGAGGGUAAAAGAUUUUAUUUAUUUAAGAUGAUUUUAACUGUCUAAAAAUGGCUAAAACACAUGUUUUUUUGCUCUUGGGCUCCUUCUACAGUCUAGUAAUCCACUUAUAAAUUUAGCUUUGAACCCCUCAAUUUGACCAGGUGCUGUUUAUGAUGUUUAAUUAUAUAAAAGAUGUCUAAAACAAAAAAAUCCUAACAAGCAGUGUGAAUAUUUCACUUCUAACUCCAUUACUAAAUUGUUUUAUCAAUAUUUAGUGCAAUGGUGUUCCUUACCUCUAACAGGUAAUGUUUCAAUUAGGAUAAUUCACUCGUUUUUCAUGCAAAAAUACUGUUUAAAUAUGUUCAAACUUUUUUUUAAUGCUUCACUACUUUAUUACUUUUGAAAGACCAAUAUACAAAAAAACACUAAAGUUUUACAUAACAUUAAAACAUAACAUUGCAAUUCAGUUUUAAUUUUAGUUUUUGCAGGGGGUGGUUGUUGCAAAUAUGUGAGAUGGACCAUUUUCAUAUUAUAUGUUGGUUACACUAAUUAAGACAAGCAAAAAAAAGUUUCAUUCUGAAAAAAUACUUUUUACUAUAUAUUUUUUUUAGCUCUUUAAACUUUAAAACAUUUAAACAUAACAGGAGGGUUAAAACAUUUAAACAUAACAGGAGGGUUAAAGAUUUCAUUUAUUUCACAUCAUUUUAACUGUCUACAAAUGUCUAAAACACAUGUUUUUUGCUUCUAGGCUCCUUCUACAGUCUAGUAAUCCACUUAUAAAUUUAGCUUUGAAAGCCUCAUCAUAGACAGCUGUACACGUGCAUUUUUUGACAAUCUGAACUUAAAUAGUGUGGCAGCUAACUGCUAAUCUACAGCAAGAUAGUGUGUAGGGGAAAUUUAUGAUCACGUCCUGAUGAUUGAAAACAUGUAGGUUAGUAAAAACAUACUGUAGAAGUGAUAUUAUUCCCAUGUCUUAUAAUAUUUGACAUUUGUCAGUAUAUUUUAUUUAAACUGUAUUUUAAUAAUUACAGUGUUAUUCAUGAUUUAAGUGACUUUUUACAUGUAGUUUAAUCAAGAAAUUCCCUACGAAUUGUUUAAAUUCAAACUGCAGAGGGCAUAGAUAUGAACUUUUCUGUGACUAACAAUUAUAUAUUAUGUAUAUUUCAGCAUUCUAAAAAUACUACAUUUCAAAAAUAUUGAUGUAUUAAACAUGUAUUGAUUAUCUAUGUAGUUCAUAAACAUAUUUUUUGUAUUAUAAGGCACACCAGAUUAUAAGUCCGAUAAUACUCUCUAAAUGGUGAAAGAGUUACCACUUAGUGCAAUUAGCGGCUAAUGCUAAUACUAAUACUGCUCCAGCGGUGCUAGCCAGAGUUAGCAGCAGGCUACAGGCCGAUAAUACUUACCUCUGAACAGCUAAAGAGUUAGCGCUUAGCGUGGUUAGCAGCUAAUGCUAAUACUGCUAGAAAAAUUUCACUGAAACUCCUGUAUAACGCUGCAAUUUAGCAGAGAGGCUUUACUGCUCCUUAAUAUCUGACUGAGUUUAUACGUAAGACUCAACAGAUUAUAAGAAGAACUAACAAUUUUUGGGAAAAUUAAAGUUUUUUAAGUGCACCCUAUAGUGUGAUAAUUCAUAAACAUGUACCGUGUCCGAUAAUACUCUCUGAACAGCAAAAUAGUUAGCCGCAUAAGCAGCUAAUGCUAAUACUGCUCCUGCAGUGCUAGCCGGGGUUAGCAGCAGGCUACAGUUUGAUAAUACUCACCUCUGAAUGGUGAAAGAGUUAGCACUUAGCGUGAUUAGCAGCUAAUGCUAAUGCUACUACUGCUGGAGAACUAAACUGAAACUCCUGUAUAACGCGGUACUUUAGCAGAGUGGCUUUACUGCUCCUUAAUAUCUGACUGGUAGAGUUUAUACAUAAGACUCACCAGAUUAUAAAACGAACUAACGAUUUUUGGGAAAAUUAAAAUUUUUUAAGUGCAGCUUAUAGUGUGAAAAAUAAGGUAGUCUACAGUAGUCAUCUUAUAGAGUAUAUGUGAUAUUUUUCACAAGAAAAUACCUUUAAAAAUAGCUCAAAUUAAGUAGUUAAUGCAAAAAGUAGUUUACUACCUCACAGAGUAAAUACUGUCCAUCUUGUUUGGAUCCAUUAUCCUUAUUUGUUUGUUAUUUUAUUUGUUUGUUGUUUAUUUGUUUGUUUAUACCCCAUGUCCUAUAACAUAUAUAGUAUAAUAUACAGUAUACUUUAUAUAAACUGUAUCUUUACAGUGUUAUUCAUGAUUUGAGUGGCUGCAAAAUUACCCUACAAAUUGUUUUAAUUCAAACUUUUCUGUGAAUAGCAAUUAUAUAUUAUGUACAUUUCAGCAUUCUUAAAAUACAGCAUUUAAAAAAUAUUUUGAUGCAUUAAACAUAUAUUGUUUAACCAUGAGUAUUACAGUCUGAGUAUUAUCGGACUGUAGCCUGCUGCUAACCCCGGCUAGCAUUGCAGGAGCAGUAUUAGCAUUAGCUGCUAAUA